AUGCUGCUGUCCAUCGACACUUCUUCGCGCUACGGCGGAGCCGCCCUCGCCGAUGGCGAUGGACAAUUGCUGGAGGUCCGUGUGUGGCGGUCUGCCGCCAAUCACACCGCACAACUGAUGCCGGCUGUAUCCGAGUUGUUGACCGGGCGUGACAUACGAGCCGCGGAACUGACCGGGGUGGCCGUCGCGCUGGGACCCGGGCCUUUCAGCGCGCUACGGGUGGGUGUGAGCGCCGCCAAGGGGCUGGCCAUCGCCGGCGGAUUUCCCAUAGUCGGCGUGGACACGCUGCUCCUGGAGGCGUGGCGGUAUUUGGACCCUGCGCUGCACGGGCAACGGCCGGAUGCGCUGGUCCCCAUAUCCUGGCUGGAUGCCGGGCGCAACGAGAUCGCGGCGGGCGCGUUCGGUGUUGGUGGCCAACGAUUGGGGGACGACCGGGUCGCGUCGCCGGCCGAACUGCUACGGCAGGACGCGGAGGAUCAACGGGCGGCCAUCUAUUGCGGCGAGGCGGCGUGGGCUCAGCGGGAAGAGAUCGCCGCGCUGAUCGGGGAUGGUCCCGCAUGCGUCGUCAUGCCCUGGACGCCGGCCGACCGCUUGUGGGCCCUCGCGGAGAUGGCUGCCGGGCGGUUGUCCGAAGGUCAUGCUGACGACCUGUCCAGCCUUCAGCCGUAUUACCUGCGGAUGCCGACUAUCGGCGCACCCCGCCAGCGUGACCGGGUUCGCCAGGGACGGCCAUCUUCGUCUUAA
Geodia barretti is the source of this 744-nucleotide messenger RNA. NCBI's taxonomy places the organism in Eukaryota, Metazoa, Porifera, Demospongiae, Tetractinellida, Geodiidae. The record is from the annotation of a GenBank genome assembly.